Molecule: messenger RNA, 3808 nt
Organism: Anas platyrhynchos (mallard)
Lineage: Eukaryota; Metazoa; Chordata; Aves; Anseriformes; Anatidae
Gene: TBC1D12
Product: TBC1 domain family member 12
Biological process (GO): regulation of GTPase activity
Molecular function (GO): GTPase activator activity; small GTPase binding
Source: RefSeq, a predicted model, not a curated record
GGCCUCCGCCCCGCCGCGCCGCGCCGCGCCGGGGGGGCUGCGCCGCUGGCACCAGCGGGAGGCGGCUGGCGGCAAAUGGUGGGGCCGGACGAUGGCGGGGCUCCGGGCGUGCUCCCCGCGGGCCGGCGGGAGGCGGUGGCGGCAGAGGAGGAGGAGGAAGAAGAGGAGGAAGAGGAGGAGGACGGGGAGCGGGAUGGGAGCCGGGGCUUGAGGCCGGGGAGCGGCGGGCCCGGCCGGCGGCUGCUGCAGCGGUACCUGGCGGCGCUCGGCCCGGCGGCGGGCGGGAGGCGCUGCCCGGAGAAGCCGGCCAACGGCGCCGCCCCGCACGCCGCGGGGGCGAUGACCAACGGGGACGUCGGCUUCCUGCGGGCCGAGCCGCCGCCGGUCCCCCGGGCGGGACGGGCCGCGCCGGGCCACCAUGAGGAGGAGGAGGAGGAAGCGAAAGUGCAGAACGGGGGCUUCCUCCUCUGCCCGCACGGCCCCGGCGGCGACCCCGCGGGGACGGCCCUGGAGGAGCCGCUGCGGAGCUGCUGCCUGCGGGGCGAGGCGGGGCCGGGCGGCGGCGGCAGCCCCCCGCCGGUAGCCCCGGGGCCGCCGCCGGGCUUCACGGACGUCAGCCUGGGCUCCCGCAACACGUACGAGGUGAGCCGCCGCCGCAGCGCCCCGGAGCACCUGCCCCGCGAAGGGACGGCGCCGCCGGGACCGCCGCACACAGCGGCCGAGCGGGCCCGGCGGGCAGCGGGCGGCAGCGGCUUGGCCGAGUUCUUCAGCAGAAACUUUUUCACUAAAAGGACAAAGGAACUCAAACCUGCUGUCCAAAGUGCUCCUGGCUGGAAGUUGUUUGGAAAAGUCCCUCCCAGAGAAAACCUUCCGAAAGAUUCCAAAAUAAUUCAGCAGGAUGACAGUUCUGGCAGUCUUGCGUCAAUAUCUGCUCUCAGUCUAUUAAACACAGGGGAAUAUGAAGCACGGACAGGAAGAAUGUGUAAGCCUCCACCUCCAUCAGCAAGACGUAAAAACAUUGAAUUUGAACCACUUUCAACUACUGCGUUGAUUCUGGAGGAUCGACCAGCAAAUCUUCCUGCCAAAUCAGUGGAGGAGGCUUUACGUCACCGACAAGAAUAUGAUGAAAUGGUGGCAGAGGCAAAGAAACGAGAAAUUAAAGAGGCACAUAAAAGGAAAAAAAUAAUGAGAGAGCGUUUUAAGCAAGAAGAAAACAUUGCUAGUGCUAUGGUGAUUUGGGUCAAUGAAAUACUACCUAACUGGGAAGGCAUGCGUGCAACCCGACGAGUUCGAGAGCUGUGGUGGCAGGGAUUACCACCAAGUGUACGUGGGAAGGUUUGGAGUCUAGCUGUGGGAAACGAGUUAAAUAUCACUCCUGAACUCUAUGAAAUUUUCUUAUCUAGAGCUAAGGAACGGUGGAAAAGCUUCAGUGAGACAAGUUCUGAGAAUGACAUAGAAGAUGCAGGUGCAUCUGUUGCUGAUCGUGAGGCUAGCCUGGAGCUAAUUAAGUUGGAUAUAUCACGCACAUUUCCAUCCCUGUAUAUUUUCCAGAAGGGUGGUCCCUAUCAUGAUCUCCUGCAUAGUGUUCUAGGAGCAUAUACAUGUUACAGACCGGAUGUGGGAUAUGUACAAGGGAUGUCCUUCAUUGCUGCUGUGCUCAUUCUCAAUCUGGAAGAGGCAGAUGCUUUCAUUGCCUUUGCUAACCUUCUAAACAAGCCAUGCCAGCUGGCCUUUUUCCGUGUGGACCACAGCAUGAUGUUGAAAUACUUUGCAGCCUUUGAAGUAUUCUUUGAAGAAAAUCUUCCCAAAUUGUUUCUUCAUUUCAAAUCAUACAGUCUUACUCCAGACAUAUAUUUGAUAGACUGGAUUUUUACACUCUACAGCAAGUCAUUACCACUUGAUCUGGCCUGUCGUGUCUGGGAUGUUUUCUGUAGAGAUGGGGAAGAAUUUUUGUUUAGGACAGGGUUAGGAAUCCUUCGAUUAUAUGAAGAUAUUCUCCUACAGAUGGACUUUAUUCAUAUAGCGCAGUUUCUAACGAAACUUCCAGAAGAUAUUACAUCAGAAAAGCUUUUUAGCUGUAUUGCAGCUAUUCAGAUGCAGAAUAGUAACAAAAAAUGGGCACAGGUGUUUGCCUCACUGAUGAAGGACAACAAAGAAGGGGACAAGAACCAUAGCCCAGCACUGAAAAGCUAAUCAUUGUAAUGUUGAGGUCAACCGAAAAUGUGGAAAACCACUUGAUGACAGAGGAGUUUUCACAUCAUUUCUGUGUGGAAAACCACUGUAGAAAAGAGUGUGAAAAGCGAGAGGAAAAAUGAUACAGCUCUCAGUGGAGUAAUGAACUGAUGAAAUCUUCACCCUUUUGCCAGUAUUAGCUUAUUUCAUGGGAAGAUUUGUUUUCAUGCAGAAUACUAAAACAUGAAACUGAGAAGUGGGGGAGUUCAUAUUUAAUACUUUAAAAGAAUCAGCUCAAUGCAAUAAACAUUUGUAAUAACUUCUGUUGGUACUUAAAACAAAAAAUUUUGAGGCAUAACUUUUUUUACAAAUACCACAAAGGCACUUUGGUCAGGGGGGAAGUGAGGGAAAUGCUAAAUCUUAAAGCCCCAAAACUGCUAUCCAAACCAAAUGCUUUGGCACAAAUACCUCCAAAAUUAACUACUUAAAAGUACUGAGGACCAAAUAAGGUGGUUUGGUAUAUUUAUGUGCAAGAUGGUUAAAACUUGGGAAGGGGUAUUGUCUUAUUUGUUGCUUUUUUUUUUUUUUAAGUUGCGGCUUCAUUCUUCAGUCUGGGCAAAUGUAAUUAACUCAGGAACUGUGGAAGUAUUGUGCCCAAACCUGUUAGAGCAAAAAUUGUGCAUUUUAAACAGCGGUAAGAUCAGGGCUACUAUUUUCAGAGUGUAUAGCUUUCAAAAUGAGUGGUGUUAAGCAUUUGUUUUGGUGUAUUGGUUGUGCAGCUUCUUAAAAACGGAGUGGGUAUUCUGUGAAAGGGUUUUGCCACCAGAAGUUUUAUUUUGUUGAGCCAUUUCCAACUAUGAUAUAUGUAAUGGUAAACACUAGAAACUGACAAAGCUAUUUGCAGACUUUGUAUUGUCAAAGGAGCAUCCACUUUUAACACUUCAGAAUAAUGCAGACAAUAGUUUUUGAAACUCUCUUGUUAGUGUGCAAUACUGAAAUCCCAAAAGCAUAUGGUUUAGUGAUACUUAGUUCUUUAACAUCUUUUUAGCUGUGAAAAAUGUCAUAUUGUACGUGUCACAGCGGCUGUUUGCAACACUUCCUUUUCUCAAAGAUACUGUACAACAACUUUUGAUUGUAGGGGUUGGAAACCUAAAAUGGAUAGCACUGCAGGUGAGGAGCACUUGCACUCUUUUGGUCCAUUUUUGCUAAUAUUUAAUGUAAAUAAAUUCCUUAUAUGUGGGUUUUGUAAUUGGUCCCUAUGUGGAAAUCAAGUUGAAAUUACCAUUAUUAUGUAUUUUUAAGAGCAGGAGGCUUUUGGUUGUCUGGUGUUCAGAAGCAGAGUCUACAUAAUUGGGGUAAAGAUUUAGUGUGGUGUAAUUUACAUUGCUAUCUGGUUUAAAACUACAUAUAUACUACUCAUAACAUUACACUUCGCAACUUAAAUGUCAGAUUUUUUCUUAACUUAUGUAUUCACUACUUUAAUUGGAUCCAAUUUGUCUUAUAUUUUUGUGUUAUCUUGUACAGUUUUCUUACUUUUCAAGUAUAAAUCUGUAUAUAACUGUAAAUAGAAGGAUCAAGCCUUCCUUUAAGACCACUAGUAACACUUCCUGUGUAAAUAAAACUUACACCAGACGUG